This is a messenger RNA of Adineta steineri, 3078 nucleotides long. The record is from the annotation of a GenBank genome assembly. NCBI's taxonomy places the organism in Eukaryota, Metazoa, Rotifera, Eurotatoria, Adinetida, Adinetidae.
AUGAAUAUCUUUCUCCAUGAUCUUGAUCAAGCUUACAAAACAGGUCAGCUAACGAUUGAUAAUGAUACUACUCUACGUUAUAUCGAUUAUGCUGUUAUUGAACAACAAAUGUCAAUGACUGGCGCAACUAUGUUUUGGCUUGAUGCCCUUCAUGAUUGUAAACUCGAUCAAACUUUAUCAUUACCAUAUGAUCGAUAUCGUCUCUCAAAUGAACAUCGAUAUAAUCGAGCAACAUCUAUCUCAUUUGAUUUUGGUCAAGAUCUUUCCCAUGAUUUUCUUAUGUAUGCAAAAUCAAACAAUAUCAAACAUGAACAUCUUGCACUUGCUACUUACUUUAUCUUCUUAUUUAAAUUAACGAAUGGUGAAAAAGGUUUAUGUAUUGCAAUGAAUAUCGACAAUCGUUAUAGAGAUGAACUAAAAUCUAUCAUUGGACUGUUUGAGAAUAUCAUUCCAUUACGAUAUCAACUAGAUCCUCAUUGGUCUUUCCACCAACUACUUGAGCACGUAGAAGAGACAACAACAAAGAGUUUAAAUUAUUCUUACUUUCCUCUUCAACGUAUUCUCAGUCAACAUCCAAAUGUUUCAAAACCAGCAUUUCUUGAUAUAUCAUUUGAGUUUAUAUCAUCAAUGACAAAAGAUGAGAAGAAUAAAAUAAUGAUUGGUGAUAGUCAACUUUCUUCCAUACCUUCCACAAUUAACAUUAAUGAUAAUGAGAUUACAAAUAAGUAUAAUUUCUCACUUCUAAUCGAGCAUGAUCUUAAUAUCAAUCAACUCUCAUGUACAAUCAAUGCAUCACUUGAUUUAUUCAAUGUAGAAACAAUUGAUAAGAUAUCUCAACGAUUUCAAUCAACUUUGAAACAAUUAUUUAUAUCUAUUGAUAAUCAAAUGAAUAAAUCAAUCUAUGAAAUAUCAUUAACAUUACCAAAUGAAAGAUUAUUGAUGCAAUCAAUGAAUAAUACACAAGUAUCGUUUCCAUCUCCUCUCACAAGUAUUCAUCAUGAAUUUGUAUAUCAAGUAAUGAAACAUCCACAAAAACUAGCUGUUGAAUUAGAUGAACAAUCAUUGACAUAUAUUGAACUUCUACAUUAUGUCCAAGUCUUAUCUUUCAUUCUUCUUAAUAAAUAUGAUGUUGUUCCAGGUGAAAUCAUUUGUCAAUGUGUCGAAAGGAGUAUGUCGAUGGUUAUUGGCAUGAUGGCGAUUGAAAUGGCAGGUGGUGUAUAUUGUCCAUUAUCACCUCGAGAUCCAAAACAUCGAUUACAUGCUCUCAUACAACAAACUCAAAGUCGUCUUGUUCUUGUUCACUGGCCGACAACGAGUAUGUUCAAUGAUGGUAUUGUUUCAUUUGAUAUUGGUUCAAUAUUGACAUACAAUGAUGUCACAAGUGAUAUUGAUGUUGAUCGACUAUCAAGUAUUACAGUCACACCAAGUGAUAUUGCUUAUAUCAUUUUCACAAGUGGUUCAACAGGAGUACCAAAAGCGGUUCAAGUACGACACAUAAAUUUUGCUGGAUGUAUAUACUCUUUGGUUGACAGCAAUACACUAAAUAAACAUGAUACUGUUGUUCAAAUGGCGCAAUGCUCGUUUGACCUUCAGCUUCAAGAAAUACUUGGUAGUUUGAUGAUUGGAGUUACAGUGGUUCUGCUUCAUCCAAAAGGAACAGUUGAUUUUGAUUAUCUUUCUCACAUCUUAUACACUAAAGAAGUUACAUACAUGCAAAGUGUUCCAAGUUUACUUCAGAGCUUUUUUAUUUUUCUCGAACAGUGCGAUAAGACAAACACUAUUAAACAUCUCCGAUCAAUUUGCUGUGCUGGUGAACCAUUUUCUGUUAAAUUUAGGACUUUAAUCGCAAAGAUUGGUAUACCACACUGUACUGUAUGGAAUCUUUAUGGUUCUACUGAAACAACACUCGUCUCUACAUAUCAUCUUGUUGAUAUUAAAUCCAGCAAUGCAAGCAUUUCAGUCGGUAGAUCACUACCAAACUAUCAAUCAUUGCUCUUAAAUAAAUUCUUGCAAAGUACAUCUAUUAGGCAAAAAGGAGAAUUAUUUACUGGAGGUGUUGGUGUCUUUGUUGGAUAUCUUGGACAUGACAAUUUAACCUCUAAAGUACUCAUUGAAAUUGAUGGCGAAUUAUUCUAUCGUGUGGGUGAUCUUGUUCACAUGGAUGACAAUGGUCUUCUUCAUUAUCGAGGAAGAAAAGAUCAUCAAAUCAAACUACAUGGACAACGAAUCGAACUUGGUGAAAUCGAAAGAUGCUUACUUAACAUUACAUCCAUCUCUGCUUGUGUUGUCAUGAAAUGGAAUGAUGAUUACUUAGUUGCUUAUAUUCAAUCAUCUCAUAUUAAUGAAGAACAAUUACGGCAGCACUGUCAGGCUCAUCUUCCACCACAUAUGAUUCCAUCUCUUUUUAUUAUACUUGAUAAAUUACCAUUGAAUCCAAAUGGAAAAGUAGAUCGAAAACAACUUCCUUCUCCCGACUUUUCAUUAUCGACUUUGUUAUCGUCUGAUGAAUCUGAUACUCCUCUUAAUCAAUUCGAAGAACGUAUACAUACUAUUUGGUGUCAAGUUCUUCAUUGUAAUAAAAAUCACAUCUCUAGAAAUACCAGUUUUUUUAGUGUUGGUGGUCAUUCACUUCGCUUCAUAGAACUCUAUUAUCGUUACCAGUCAUUAUUCAAUUUCGAUGCUCAUUCACUCUCGAUUGGUCUCUUUCUUCAGCAACCAACUAUUCGACAACAUGCACAACUACUUCAAACACUUCCCUCCAAUGAUACACAGACAACACGAUGGCAAUCACUACAUAUCAAUCAAGGCAUUACGUCUUCUCCUCAGAAGAGCAUCUUUCUCGAUGAACAAGUCCAAAUUUCACAUGAAAUUGCUACUCAUUCGAAUUUUUUCGACCACCCGUUUGUUGUAAUCAAUGAAAAUUGCGAUAAUAUUUUGUUCAUUUUGCCGCCUGGUAAUGGUGGUGCCGAAAGCUACUUCAACAACAUUGUGCCUCAUUUAUCGCAAUAUAAACUGUUAGUUUUAAUUUUUAUUGAAAAUCUAAUAAAUAUCAAUAUUACCACUCGUGAAACAUCAUAA